AUGCUGCUAAAUCUUCCAAUUCUAGUAGCCUUGGCCCUGAUGGAUUGCCAUAUGAAAUUAUUCAAGUCAUACUUGACCACCCUGAAUUCUCCACUCUUGUCUCGCGUGUGUGACCCAUCCUUCCUCGGUUUUCUGUCUUCUGUCCUUGAUACUGUGGCUAUUCUGCAUCCUAUUAAACUUCUAGCUUAUGCCGACAAUCUUCCGGUAUUUCUCCCUGAUCCUGCUCACCUUGCCCGACUCCACACGCAUCUCACCGCCUAUUCCGCUGCGUUCAAUGCGCGUAUCAACCUCCACAAAACACAAGCUUUCUCGCUCUCUGGCAGUCCUCUUCCUGACUGCUCCUCCACUCUCCGUGGUCAUAACAUUACCAGUUGGCAUGACCGCACCUCGUCCCUACCUCUCCGUUAUCUCAGCUUUCCGAUGAUUUACUCUAAGGCUCAGCGGAACUCGUUCUGCUCCUCUCUUCUCCAAAGAAUUGAAGACAGGUCCAACUUCCACUCCUCCCGCUCUCUAUCCUUUUGGGGUAAAGCCACAGUUUUAACAUCUCUCAUACUCUCUCAGCUUUGGAAUGGUUUGCGUAGGUCUCUCUGCCUAUGUGCUUCUAUCAGAAGACCUGGUUCAUCAUGGGUGGCUUUCUUCAAUGCGGUACCUUCCCUUUGGUUUUUUCAGAUACUUUUUGCCUCCCCGUCUGACACUCUACCACUUCGCUGUCUUCAACAUCUUGUCCGGUCUCCUCAGUCUCCACCUGGUUUUGUUCCGUGCUGGAUGUCCGGCUUGCCUCAAGUCUCAAUUCCUUCUAUUUCUCCCCGCUUCUCCCUUGUAUUUCCAAGUAUGAAACCUUCUGGAUGGCAGGAUCUUGUCUCUCCUCUGAACUUAAUCGUCGCUGCCAUCAACCUUCUUCGCGACUUUUAUAAUGGGGUAGUCAACUUGACUACUCGUCUUGAUUUGCCCCUCUCAGCUAAUAUUAUUGUCCCUGCCUUCUAA
Messenger RNA from Phycomyces blakesleeanus NRRL 1555(-), 984 nucleotides. RefSeq lists its product as hypothetical. NCBI's taxonomy places the organism in Eukaryota, Fungi, Mucoromycota, Mucoromycetes, Mucorales, Phycomycetaceae. The record is from RefSeq and is a predicted model, not a curated record. The transcript is spliced from 3 exons. The coding region runs from base 1 to 984 and encodes 327 amino acids.